GAAGAAAGAUACCAAAAUAUUAUCUUCAAUCCUUCCUCUCUACCCAUGGCAUUUUCUUCUUCAAACUCUUGGAGAUACGACGUCUUCCCAAGUUUCAGAGGGGAAGAUGUCCGUAAUAACUUCCUCAGCCACUUGCUCAAAGAAUUUGAAAGUAAAGGAAUAGUGACAUUCAGAGAUGACCAUAUCGAAAGAAGCCACACGAUCGGUCCAGAGCUCAGAGCAGCCAUUAGAGAAUCUAAGAUCUCAGUAGUCUUGUUCUCAGAGAACUAUGCUUCAUCAAGCUGGUGUUUGGACGAGCUGGUCGAGAUAUUGAAAUGUAAGGAAGAACAAGGACAAAAAGUGAUGCCGGUUUUCUACAAAGUGGAUCCAUCUCAUGUAAGGAAACAGACCGGAAAGUUUGGAAUAACUUUCUUGGAAACUUGUUAUGGUAAGACGGAAGAGCAACAACACCAAUGGAGGCAGGCGUUGACUCAUGCUGCCAAUAUUGUUGGAGAUCAUCCUCAAGAUUGGGACAAUGAAGCAUAUAUGAUCACAGAAAUAACCAAGGAUGUACUAAACAAAUUAUUAAAUGCAACGCCAUCAAAAUAUUACAAUGACUUGGUUGGAAUUGAAGCUCACAUUGCAAAGAUGGACUCUUUGUUAUGCCUUGAGUCUCAAGGAGUGAGGAUAGUAGGGAUAUGGGGUCCUGCAGGCGUUGGUAAGACUACCAUAGCUAGAGCUUUAUAUAAUGUAUAUCAUGAGAACUUCAAACUUUCUAUAUUUAUGGAGAAUGUUAAAGAAAGUUAUAAUGGUGAAGCUGACCUUGAUGACUAUGGUUUGAAGCUGCGUUUACAACAAAGAUUUUUGUCCAAACUUCUUGAUCAUAAGGAUUUGAGAAUUCGUCAUUUAGGCGCCAUCGAAGAAAGGCUAAAGAACCAGAAAGUUCUAGUUAUUCUUGACGAUGUGGACAAUAUUGAGCAACUCAAAGCCUUAGCAAAGGAAACUCAAUGGUUUGGUAACAAGAGCAGAAUCAUCGUGACAACUCAAAACAAACAACUUUUGGUUUCACACGAAAUCAACCACAUGUACAAGGUGGCUUAUCCUUCAAAACAAGAAGCUCUUACUAUAUUUUGCCAGCAUGCUUUUAAUCAAAGCUCCCCAUCAGAUAAUUUCAAGGACCUUGCAAUUGAGAUUUCAGCUCUUGCUGGUCAUCUUCCUCUGGGUCUACGCGUUCUUGGUUCGUUUAUGCGUGGAAAGAGUAAGGAGGAGUGGGAGUUUUCCCUGCCUACGCUAAAAAAUCGACUAGAUGGAGAGAUAGAGAAAGUAUUAAAAGUCGGGUAUAAUGGCUUACAUAAGGAUGACAAAGCUUUAUUUCUUCAUAUUGCAUGUCUUUUUAGCGGUCAUCACAAAAACUAUGUGAAAGAGAUGGUCAUAGCUAACAAUGACUCGGAUGUUAGUUUUGGACUUAAAGUCUUGGCUGAUAAAUCUCUCAUACAAAUAUAUGAGAAUGGUAUAGUCGAGAUGCACUCCUUACUUCGACAAUUGGGGAGAGAAGUUGUUCGAGAGCAAUCUCUUUACGAGCCAGGAAAACGUCAGUUCUUGAUGAAUGCUAGAGAGACGUGUGGCGUCCUUGCAAAUAAUACUGGUACGGGAACUGUAUUAGGUAUAUCGUUAGAUAUGAGUGAGAUCAAAGAGGAGUUCUAUAUAAGUGAGAAAACCUUUGAAGAUAUGAGGAACCUCUUAUAUCUAAAAUUCUAUAUGAGUAGCCCUGUAGAUGAUAAAAUGAAAGUCAAGUUGUUGUUACCAGAAGAAGGGUUAAGCUAUCUUCCGCAAUUGAGGUUAUUACAGUGGGAUGCAUAUCCUCUCGAGUAUUUCCCUUCUCGCUUUCGACCCGAAUGUCUUGUCGAACUCAACAUGUCUCAUAGCAAGCUUAAGAAGCUAUGGAGUGGAGUUCAGCCGCUUAGAAACCUCAAGAUAAUGAAUCUGUAUAACUCUCGGAAAUUGGAAAUCCUUCCAAAUCUUUUGGAAGCAACAAACCUAAACACAUUGGAUUUGGGUUGGUGUGAGUCUUUGGUAGAGCUUCCUUCAUCUAUACAAAACCUUCAAAAUCUGUUUUUGUUAGAGAUGUCUUGUUGCCAAAAGUUAGAGAUCAUCCCAACCAACAUCAACUUAUCAUCUCUAGAGUUCCUCCACCUAAGAUAUUGCGCUCGAUUGAAGACCUUUCCAGAGAUUUCAACCAAUAUCCGUCUUCUCAAAAUAAAAGGCACUUCGAUCACUACAGUGCCUCCAUCAGUUGAAUAUUGGAGUAAAAUUGUAGAAAUUUGCAUGGAGAGGACUAAGGUAAAGCGAUUGGUUCACGUUCCUUAUGUUUUAGAAAGGCUAUGUUUGAGAGGAAAUUUAGAAUUGGAGUCUAUUCCAAGCUACCUCAAAUAUCUUCGUCGGCUGAACAUGAUUGACAUCUCCUAUUGUAUCAAUAUUAUAUCGCUACCGGAGCUUCCAGGCUCAGUAUCCGCCUUAACAGCUGUGAACUGCAAGUCACUUCAAAGACUACAUGGCCACUUUCAAAACAGAAGCAUCACCCUGAAUUUCACUAACUGUUUAAAGCUAGAUCAGAGAGCACAAGAAAAGAUCCACCAGUCAGUUUACAUCCACCAGUCCGCAUACAAAGUUGCUACCUUACCUGGUGAACAAGUACCUGCAUACUUCCCCUUUCGAAGUACGGGAAAUUCAAUAAUGAUCCAUUCAGAUAAGGUUGAUCUUUCAAAGUUCAACAGAUUUAAGGUAUGCCUCGUGCUUGGAGCGGGAAAAUCUUUUCAAGGUUGUGAUAUAAAAUUCUACAAACAAGUAUUGUGUGAACCGAGAACGUAUUCUGUGCCAAAGCGUCUUGAUGCUCCAUUUCUUGAAAGUGAUCAUCUUUGCAUGUGCGAGUUUGGAUUACUGCCACCACAUCCUCCAACGCAAUGGGAGCUUCGACGGCCAAUCAAAAUGAUGAUUGUUUCCUUUGAGAGUCGCGNCCUUUCGAAGUACGGGAAAUUCAAUAAUGAUCCAUUCAGAUAA
Molecule: messenger RNA, 3036 nt
Organism: Camelina sativa (false flax)
Lineage: Eukaryota; Viridiplantae; Streptophyta; Magnoliopsida; Brassicales; Brassicaceae
Product: putative disease resistance protein At4g11170
Biological process (GO): defense response
Molecular function (GO): ATP hydrolysis activity; ADP binding
Source: RefSeq, a predicted model, not a curated record